Molecule: messenger RNA, 4073 nt
Organism: Pygocentrus nattereri (red-bellied piranha)
Lineage: Eukaryota; Metazoa; Chordata; Actinopteri; Characiformes; Serrasalmidae
Gene: enc3
Product: ectodermal-neural cortex 3
Exons: 3
Coding region: 149-1918 (589 amino acids)
Molecular function (GO): protein binding
Source: RefSeq, a predicted model, not a curated record
GUGGACUUACAGACGGCCUGCAACGCUGUCCACUCUCUCAGCAAGCAAGACAUGAGACUUCUGACCGUUUUCAGAGGACAUAGAAGAGUUUAAAAGAGAACUGCACGCCUCCUCCUGCGGUCAGGAGAGCAGAAGUUCUAGGUCCAAGAUGUCUGUGAGCAGCCACGAAAACCGAAAGUCCAGGUCAAGCUCUGGAUCCAUGAACAUCCACCUGUUCCACAAAACAUCCCACGCAGACAGCCUGCUAACACAACUCAACCUUCUCCGCAAGCGUCGUGUGUUUACAGAUGUUGUUUUGUGUGCUGGAAACAGGGCCUUUCCAUGCCACAGGGCCGUCCUGGCCUCCUGCAGCCGCUACUUUGAGGCCAUGUUUAACGGAGGCCUCAAAGAGAGCCGAGACGCUGAGGUUAACUUCCAUGACUCUUUGCACCCAGAGGUUCUUGAGCUUCUUCUGGACUAUGCUUACUCGGCCCGAAUCAUCAUAAAUGAGGAAAAUGCUGAGUCCCUGCUAGAGGCGGGCGACAUGCUGCAGUUCCAUGAUAUCCGGGAUGCUUCUGCAGAAUUCCUUGAGAAGAACCUGCACCCUUCAAACUGCCUUGGGAUGAUGCUGCUUUCGGAUGCUCAUCAAUGCCAGAGGUUGUAUGAGCUGUCCUGGCGCAUGUGCCUUGCUAAUUUUGCCACCCUCUACAGGACAGAGGACUUCCUAAGCUUGCCGAAAGACAAGGUCCAAGAUUUGAUCUUCAGUGAAGAACUGGAGGUGGAGGACGAGAGUGUAGUGUACGAAGCCGUCAUAGACUGGGUCAAAGCGGACAUGGACAGAAGACUCAGUGACUUGCCUGAGCUUCUCCGCUGUGUGCGAUUAGCCUUGCUCCCAGAGACUUACCUGCUCAAGAACGUGGUUUCUGAAGAAAUGGUGAUGGGAGACAAGGUCGGUCGAGAGAUUGUGGAAGAUGCCGUGAGGUGCAAGAUGAAAAUCCUUCAGAAUGAUGGCGUAGUCACAGGUUUCUGCGCCAGGCCUAGGAAGAUCAGUCAGGCUCUCUUACUUCUGGGAGGCCAGACCUUCAUGUGUGAUAAAAUCUACAUGAUUGAUCACAAGACGAAGGAGAUUACCCUCAAAACGGAUCUUCCGAGUCCUCGUAAAGAGUGCAGUGCCUGCGCUAUUGGCUGUAAAGUUUAUGUUACAGGAGGUAGAGGGUCAGAAAACGGAGCUUCCAAAGAUGUCUGGGUCUAUGAUACCUUGCAUGACGAGUGGUCCAAAGCUGCGCCAAUGCUUGUAGCCAGAUUUGGCCAUGGCUCAGCCGAAUUAGACCAUGUGUUGUACGUGGUGGGUGGCCACACAUCUCUCGCAGGGUCUUUUCCAGCCUCCCCGUCCGUGUCACUCAAACAGGUUGAACAGUACAAUCCACAGUCCAACAAAUGGACGUUAGUAGCCCCUCUUCGAGAUGGUGUCAGCAACGCUGCUGUCGUGGGAGCCAAGAACAAACUCUUCGCUUUUGGAGGCACUAGCGUGAACAGAGAUAAGUAUCCCAAAGUGCAGUGCUUUGACCCUUGUGAAAACAGAUGGACGGUACCAGCCUCCUGCCCUCAGCUCUGGCGCUAUACAGCCGCAGCUGUGGUUGGAAAUCAGGUUGUGGUCAUUGGAGGAGAUACCGAAUUCUCGGCUAGCUCUGCUUAUCGAUUCAACAGUGAGACCUACCAGUGGACUAAAUUUGGCGAUGUGACGGCCAAGAGGAUCAGCUGCCAUGCUGUGGCCUCUGGAAACCGGCUUUAUGUUGUAGGGGGUUACUUUGGGGCACAAAGGUGCAAAACCCUGGACUGCUACGACCCAUCUACAGACACUUGGGACAGCAUCACUAGCGUCCCAUACUCCCUCAUUCCCACUGCAUUCGUCAGCACAUGGAAAUAUCUGUCGUCCUGAAUGUGAGAAGAUGGUCUGUUUGAUGGCCAGUGUGUGUGGAAUGUGGAGUGUAUGGAAUGUGGGGGGGGGAGGGGGCGGUGGUCCUCCUCCGGCCAGCACACACAGACUGGAUCAACAUGGGCAAAGAAAGCGGAAGGUCAGCGAGAGGGAGAGACCAAAGACCAUCCACUCCACAUUCUUACUGCUGCUACUUUGAUCUGCGGAGAAUCCGAGGCUCUGUCACUGAACUGGACGGGGAAAUGCUGCAGUACAUCUUACAGGAAUUCCCCGGGGUUUGACAGUGAGUCCCUGUCUGACACAUCUGUGGCCUACGGUCGAUUACCAUGGACUGAAAAUUAAAAAAUAACAACAACAACAACAAAAAAACAGUUUUCCUAUGUUUACAAAAGAACAGAAAACGUAGCUCUUACAAUAGAAGUCAAUGGGCAGUUGCUGAAUUCCUCAGUCUGCUGUAGGUGAAUGAAGCUGUACAUCAGUAGAUUUUGUUUGUUCGGUGGUGAACUGGUUUUCCAAGAGGGAAGGAUUUGCGGCAAGUCGCUACCGGAGUAGUGGCGUAGGCGGAGUUUUCGCUCUGGAUCGCCAUGGAUACCAGAAAAAGAACCCUUUUGGUUGCUAUAUAGAACCCUUUUCGAAAAAAGGUUCUAUAUAGAACCAUCUACAGCAUGUUCUGUAGAGCACUUUCAUGAUGCAAAAAGAACCAUUAGAUCAUGCAAAAGGUUAUUUGGGUGUUCAUUGGGUCUAUAUAGAACCACUUUAUUUACUAAAGAACCCUUAGGGACCCAUCUUUUGAAGUGUAUAGUUGAAUAAUUAAAAUAAACCUGAAUAAUUUCAUGUUAAAUUGAUCUGUGACUAAGUGUUUUAAAGAUAAUUAUUAAAAUUUUCAUGUAUAUAAAUUAUAGUUUUUUGCUAUUUUAGCACUACAGCAGUGCAUUUUUACUUGUGCCACUGGCAAACAUUAGUUAAAAGUAAUACUAACUGUUUUUGUAAUUAAAAAAGCAAAAAUAUGAUAAAUAUUGGUCAUGAGAAACGUUGUGGUCACAGGAAUUUGGUUAAGGAAUUAAAAAAAAAUCUGUAAAAUUGCUCCAGCUGAUCUAAACGAUGAAUAUUGUUUGUGUGAUGACACUUUAAGAGACUGGCCCUAUACAGAUGUUGAGAUAAUGGGUUUUCUGUUCCUUUCUAAGCACAGGAGGUAAUUCCUGUCUGUGGUGAUUGAGACGGUGAUACAGAUGCAGCAGAUAGAGAUUAGAAUGAAAAAGGCUGAAGUGUCGCUUUAACGAGAGAAAAACAACCCGGCUGUUAAGAAGCGGAAGCUGAGGCCGAGACUGUGCUGUAAAAGAUUAAAAACUCAUCAGCUUUGUGAGUAAACGAGUGAUUUAUUAACUCUGCCGUGCCGUCACGCCCUGAAGUUAACAGAAGGACAGAUAUGGGAGUCUGGACCCGCUGAGCCCAGUGAGCGCUGUGAUAUAUCAGCACGAGGGCAUUUCUACAGAACUACAGCGGCGCAAAACGGAUCAUCACAGUGACGGACAGAAAAACUCCGUUUGUGCAUCACUUCGUUUAAUUUUGGACAUUUUUUAAAGGCCAAUUUGUCUUGUGUACAUUUUACAUGUUGUAUAGUCUGUUAAUGGGCUGUCAGCAGCCCUGACCUCUGUCUGCCUUUACAUUGGACUGUAUUUUUUUCAGAGCUCGGUCCGUCUGGUGUGAAUUUGUUAUUUUAUUAACAGAGUUGUUAUAUUAUUAGAGCGAUAUUAUAUUUAACAGUGUUUCUCUCUAAUGAGGUUCUGACUACUUGUGUCUUUGUCUUCAAAAGCUAAAAAUUUAGUUGGAUAAACUGGAUUCAUCUACUUUUUGUGUUAAAAUAGGUGUAGUAUCAGUUCUUCAUUGUAUAUUUUAUGUGUCAAGUUUGUAUAUUUUGAUGUAAUUUGAAUUUUUCUAAUUUGCAGUGUUAUUUUUAAUGUCUGUGGUUUUAGUCUUCUCAACUUCCUUCUCCAAACCAGCAUACAGUCAGUGUCGGGUUACAUCUACACCACCUCUUGGGGAUCAGCUUAAGGCCCAAUCCCAGUUCUUACUUUUAACUUUAAAAAGAGCAUCACUUCAUUAUCAGCUACUAGCGCCGCUCUGUAGGCGACCCUGACCGUCUGCAGGGACAGCAGAG